Messenger RNA from Colletotrichum higginsianum IMI 349063, 1287 nucleotides. RefSeq lists its product as uncharacterized. Lineage: Eukaryota; Fungi; Ascomycota; Sordariomycetes; Glomerellales; Glomerellaceae. Bases 1 to 1287 code for a protein of 428 amino acids. The transcript has a single exon. The record is from RefSeq and is a predicted model, not a curated record.
AUGAUGCUGGGCCCUCUGGGGAGCCCCAACUCACCGCCUCAGAGCCCUACGACUACCGCGCCCGUCGUCAAUCGCAAGUACGCCGCACGACACCUACCGACAUGGCAUCACCCCAGCCGCUCGUCUUUGCUGGAAGACUCUGGCAUCCAACCCACGGGCAACCCUCAUGAGUUCAGCUUCACGCCCUCGAACCGUUUCGCCCAGUUGUCGCCUCGCACCUCGUCCGAGGACUCCGAGUCGGAUGAAGACGAGGAACAUUCCGAGUCCGAGUCCGAGUCAGAAUCCGAGUCCGGCUCUGAGGGGGGCGAGGCCAUGCAGGCGACAUCUAACCACGGCGAGAAUGACGAGGAGGGGGAGGACAGCGAAGACAGCGGGGAUGAAGAGGAAGAAGACUCGGACGAUGACGGCGAGUCAACAGACGUGGACGACGAUGUUCCAAUGAGCCUUCACCCUCAAGCUCCGGCCCCGAUGCAUGCCCCUAUGCCGGCUUCGAUGUCCGCUCCCACGUUUAUCCCGGGACCCGCUCCUAUGGCCGUCGACGGCAAUUCCGAGGAGGAAUCGGACGACGAAGAAGACGAAGAGGACGACGAUUCAGAGUCCGAAGACGAAUCUGCCGUCACUCCUCCGACCCAAGAAACCUUCCAUGAAAGCCAUACCACUGCUUCUACCGCCGCUGCCGUCGCCACCGCCCCCAAGGCCAAUUUUACCCUCGAAGAAUUGUCCGAUUUCGACCCCAUGGACCAAGACCGCACGGGCGCCAUUGCGCCCUCGGGCUUCUCCUCGCCGGCCUCGGCCCGCUCCCGCUCGCGGGCCCCGGCGCCCAAAGAGCUGCCGCCUGGCCUGACGCGCAAGAUGCGGGACCUGAACUGCGGCCUCUCGAGCUCCUCCGACGAGGACUCGGAGGAAGAUCUGGACGAGGACGAGGCGGCGCACCGCGAGUUCGUCCGCACGCAGCGCGAGCUUCGGAUGCGCAAGCGCCGGUCCCACGGCUCAAGCAUCGGCAAGCGCACCAUCUCGGAGCGCAGCGACUCAGACCACGAGGACUGGACGCCCCUCGACCCGGAUGCCGUUGGCUCCAGUGCCCGUAGGCUCCGCCGCCGCGUCGGUGACCGCCGCAGCUUCAUCCACCUGCAGUUCCAGGACCCCCCGCCCCCGCGCAUCGACGAGCUCGAUGAACCCGAGAGCGAGGUCGAGGGCACGUUUAUCUUCUGCGACAGCGGCACCCUGGCGCAGGAGCUGCCGUACUACUCCAUCGAGAUCAUGGAGUACUCAACCCCUAGCCCGUGA